This is a messenger RNA of Ahaetulla prasina, 3976 nucleotides long. RefSeq names its product NIMA related kinase 5 (gene NEK5). Gene Ontology annotation, biological process: protein phosphorylation. Lineage: Eukaryota; Metazoa; Chordata; Lepidosauria; Squamata; Colubridae. Gene Ontology annotation, molecular function: ATP binding; protein kinase activity. The transcript has 23 exons. The coding region runs from base 349 to 2739 and encodes 796 amino acids. The record is from RefSeq and is a predicted model, not a curated record.
GCGGGGUGUAAAGAAAACACGCCUCCGCGGGCGCUGAAGAAGCUGCUGCUUCCGCCGUCCGUGGAGCUUAAGGUAGUUUAGGCGGUAUAAGUGAUAUUUUCGGUUCUGGAGGAUUCUUCCUUUCCCCCAUUUCUCAAGGGCGCAGGAAAGCGUCCCGCCGACGGGUGAAUGACGGAGAAAAUAAGAGCUGCGGAGCGCGAGCGGGCAGGGAAUCUGCGCGCGCGUCGGUUCUGUUACCUUGGCAACGGAGAAGUGGCGGUGCUGAGAAAUUCCCCGCCUCCCCGCAGAGGAAAAAAAGGAUCCCUUGCGCUUCACUCUUAAUGAGGUUGUCAACACAAACUGACAAUCAUGGAUAAUUAUGUAAUAAUUAAAAUGAUUGGAGAAGGAGCAUUUGGCAAAAUAUUCUUAGCCAGAAAGAAAGAGGAUAAUCAACAAUGUGUUAUCAAGGAGAUCAAUUUAACUAAGAUGCCAAGGAAGGAAAAAGAAUCAUCUAAAAAAGAAGCAACUCUUCUAGCCAAGAUGAAACAUCCCAAUAUUGUAGCUUUCUACGAUUCUCUUCAAGAGAAAAAUAACUUGUAUAUUAUGAUGGAAUAUUGUGAUGGAGGUGACCUAAUGAAGAGAAUAAAUAUGCAAUAUGGAGUGCUGUUUGAUGAGAAUAAGAUCUUGGGUUGGUUUGUACAAAUUGCCUUAGGCCUGAAGCAUAUACAUGAUAGGAAGAUUCUGCACAGAGACAUAAAAACACAGAACAUUUUUCUUAGCAGUAAUGGAAUAACAGCAAAACUGGGAGAUUUUGGGAUUGCAAGGAUGUUGAACAACACAAUGGAAUUUGCUAGUACCUGUGUAGGAACACCAUAUUACCUAUCACCUGAAAUCUGUGAGAAUAAACCAUAUAAUAAUAAAACAGAUAUAUGGUCUCUUGGCUGUGUGUUAUAUGAGUUGUGUACUUUAAAGCAUCCUUUUGAAGGCAACAAUUUACCCCAACUUAUAAUGAAGAUCUGCAGAGGCCAUUUCAUUCCUGUGUCUGUGAAGUAUUCUUCCAAUCUGAGAUUGUUAAUAUCCCAGUUGUUUAGAACAUCUCCAAGAGAUCGCCCUUCUAUUAACUCUAUUUUAAAAAAAGCCUUUUUGGAGAAGCAGAUAAAGAAUUAUUUGCCACCCGAGAUCAUUGAGGCAGAGUUUAGUCAUACUGUUAUUCACAGGAAAAAAUCAUCAGCUUCAUCAUCAGGUCAGAAAAGAAGACUCCAUGAAUAUUGUUCUCCAAAAAUCAAGAUGGAAAUGCUUCCUAGAAAAUUAUUGUAUAAAAAUGAAUGCUAUUCUCCUUCAAGGAUUCAGGAUCCAAUGAUUAAGCCCUUGGGCCCUGCGUUUAAAAUAUGUGGGAAGCCAGAGGUCAUUAGAAUGUGUGGACAUUAUGACCAUUAUUACGUAAAGCUGGCAAGCUUGCAGAAGAGAGCUUUGGUCCAAGAUGAUGAUCCCUGUAUUCGCCAGAGAAUGGAAGAGUAUUAUAAGCAGAAAGGACAAGAACCGCCUCCUCCACCACCUCAUGGGCCUUCCGAGUAUCUUCAGAGACGAUAUAAUGCUCAGCAAAACAAGUUAAAAGUAGAGAAGCAACUGGGGCUACGGCCAUCUUCUGCUGAGUUAUGUCAGCUGGACAAUCAAGAUAUGAAAGAAGAACAGCUCAAAGUCUGUAAUAAUGCUCUUCCUCAAAAAAAUGAAAUGAAAGAACAGGAGUAUCUGAAACAGCUGCAUGAAAUUCGCCAACAGUACCGGAGUGAAGUAAAUGAAAUUCGUGGUAAAGCACUUAAGGAAAAUAAAAACCUAAGGGAAAAAACCUAUAUUGUGAAGCAAGGAAAGAGUGAUGACCAGUCUGUUCCUGAUACUAAUUAUGAAGAAAGAAAUGAACCAGGCCAGGACAUGGAACAAAAUUUGAAACAAAUUGGACUGCAGAGAUCGCAGGAGAAGAACAACCCAGAAGUACAAGAGAAAGCAAAGGGAGGUGUAAAGUUUCAGGUUGAUCUAACAGAUGAUGCAGCAGAUGAGAACAACAUCCAAGAAGAAAAUGAGCAGCAUGAUAAACUUAAUGAAACACUGACUUUUGAACAUGGAGAAAGCCUUAAGAAAAAACUGGAGGAGGAAUUAUGGCAUUGGAAGAUGGAAGUUGACAAUGAAGAUGUGAUAAACGACAGAAAACAUUGGCAAAUCUCAACUCCAAAGACACUACUGAAUCUCUUAGAAAAUGCAGAUAGCACAUCUGUAUGGAAAACUAUGGAUGAAGCUGGACAGGUAAAUGAAAUACAUUCUGAGUUCCCUGAUGCCAGGAAAAAAUGGAGCCCAAAAUUACCAAGUACUCUAAUGAAUCUGUUAGCAGAAGCAGAAUGCACCAGUGACACCUUAUGCCAAGCUGAAGAACUUAAAGAAACAAUAAAUCACCGGAUUCCAGAAUCUAUUAAAGAUGCUCCAGAAAUUAAUUUGGCUGCUAACCCAGAUGAAAGCAAACUUGAUCCAAGAUAUGAUGAUGAUGAUACAAACUUUGAAGAAUCUGAAGAUGAACUGAGAGAUGAGCUAGUGGAAUCUUUGGAAAAUGUGGUUACAUCUCUAGAGGAGGAGAUUUCAAAAAGUCCAAUUGAAUCAGCAAACACAGAACAACAAAAACAAUCAAUAGCCAAUAGCAAACUUAGCAAAUCUAACGACAUCUUGGAAGAUAAUAAUUACUUGACUGGAGAAAAACAAAGUGCAAUCAGUUAACACAUUCUUAGAUAAUAAAUACUUAAGAAUUAAUAAUAACCAAUUGUAUGUAUGUUAAGACCCGAGUUUAGAAAGUGAGUGCUUUAUCUUUUCUUUGCAAAUUUUACACAGUUGCCUAGUAUACCAACGUAAAAAUCUGUAGAGCUGAAAUUCUUCUCUGUCUUGGGUUGCGUAUAUCUCUUUGCCAUUAAUAAACAGUCACUGUAGAGAUACUUUCAAGGAUGCAUCUCAAAAACCAAAUUUAUAACACCAAUAAAUACUACUCAUCACCAUGUUUCAUUUUUUGGAUGAAGACAGAUCUUAAUCUAGAUCUAAUCCUCAAUGAAAUGGUAAACCUGGAUCUGGACUAGACUAAUUCUGUUGUUGGCAAGAGAGCUUAAGUAUUUAAAUUCUCCAAUGGGGGAAAAAGUUUCAGUAUGACAACAAAAGUUAAGAUUAUUUUAACCUAACUUUGUUGAACAUACUAAUUUUAUGAGUGGGAAUUCACUUUUAUGUGCCUCUGAAAUCCUUUAUAUAUAUAAUGUAUAUAUAAAAAUUGAUUUUUCUGAGAUCAUGUUCAUUAUAUAUACUAUCUGACAACUUUAGAUAAUGUAUAAUUUGAAUGGUUUCAGAUGACAGGCAUUUUUUAAUAAACAUUAUUUUGACUUGGCAAUGGAAGGUUUUAGGCAUUCAAUCUUGGAUUAAUUAUAUCAGGGGUAUCAAACUUGCAGCACACGGGCUGGAUGUGUCAUAGGCUGGCUACACCCUCCCCCAUUUUAGUGAAGGGGGAAAAGUUACAAUAUGUCACGUGAUGACAUCUCACCUGUUUGAUACCCCUGAAUUAUAUAGAUUUCAGUUAACUAAAGAAUAGAUUAUGGGAAGAAUUAAAAUAAUGUAAUAGAUUUAAGCCCUAAUACAAUUAAAUCAUUAAAAUAUAUGCUCAAUGCUAUUAUGACAAGAAUUAAUCAAUAUUGAAUGCUGGAUAUUUUGUGAUAAUUUUGGGAAGUGGGACCUUAAAUACUGACAUUAUAAAAUAAAAAUCUGUCAAACAUGCUCUAGCAUGGUAUUUUUAGUAUUUAAAGAGUAAAAUCUUUAUUGCACUAAAAAUAGAAACGUAGAACAUUUGUAGUGCCAUAAUAACUCAAGUAUGUCAUAUAUUUAUAAGCAAAAUAUUUUAUUUAAAUAGCUGCUCUACAGAUAAUAGGAAUGUUUCCUCAAAUUCUUCAUCAGCAAACCUCUUCACAGAUUCACGAGCACU